UUCUUUGCAGUGUUUUUCUGUUAAACGGAGCUUUUAUUGUUCCCUGUGUAAGAGGCCGAGUUGAUUUAGCUUAGCGCUCCCGGAUCCCAAACAACUAACCGACAACAUGGCAGGUGGUAAAGCGGGAAAGGACAGUGGCAAAGCCAAAGCAAAAGCAGUGUCUCGUUCCCAACGGGCUGGACUUCAGUUCCCCGUGGGCCGUAUUCACAGGCACUUGAAGACCCGUACGACCAGUCACGGACGCGUGGGUGCUACUGCGGCUGUGUACAGUGCUGCCAUCCUUGAAUAUCUCACAGCUGAGGUGCUAGAAUUGGCAGGUAAUGCUUCCAAAGAUCUGAAGGUGAAGCGUAUCACUCCACGCCAUCUACAGCUGGCCAUCCGUGGUGACGAAGAGUUGGAUUCUCUUAUCAAGGCUACCAUUGCUGGUGGUGGUGUGAUUCCUCACAUUCACAAGUCCCUGAUUGGCAAGAAGGGCCAGCAGAAAACUGUGUAAUCAUCAUGGUGAGCAGGACUCAAGGACUGGCAUUCAGACUGUGAUCAGAUCAGCUCGAUUCCUUUAUUCAUUCAUGUUAUUUUUCUUUUUUCUUUUUGUUUUAAAUUAAUGUUGUACUAGCUAACCCCGAAUAAUUUGUUAGGUUGUGUUAUCAUUUACAAAAUUAGUGUAAAUCCAGAUCCCCUAUUCAAAGCUAUUUUAGAAAGAACUACAGUAAGUCUAAAUUAUUUUGUCCUGUUGUGAACGUGAAUUUGUUUGAUUGGCUUGAGCUAUGAAAGUGUUUUAUACUGAAAAUGGAACUGAUAAACACCUUUUUUACAAAA
This is a messenger RNA of Trichomycterus rosablanca, 816 nucleotides long. Its product is annotated as histone H2A.V. NCBI's taxonomy places the organism in Eukaryota, Metazoa, Chordata, Actinopteri, Siluriformes, Trichomycteridae. Gene Ontology annotation, cellular component: nucleosome; chromatin. Gene Ontology annotation, biological process: heterochromatin formation. Gene Ontology annotation, molecular function: DNA binding; protein heterodimerization activity; structural constituent of chromatin. The transcript is spliced from 5 exons. The record is from RefSeq and is a predicted model, not a curated record. The coding region runs from base 107 to 493 and encodes 128 amino acids.